Molecule: messenger RNA, 4182 nt
Organism: Daktulosphaira vitifoliae (grape phylloxera)
Lineage: Eukaryota; Metazoa; Arthropoda; Insecta; Hemiptera; Phylloxeridae
Exons: 9
Coding region: 491-3925 (1144 amino acids)
Source: RefSeq, a predicted model, not a curated record
GUGCGUGCGCAAAUCGAUCGUUAUAGCGGCUUGUUUCACGUGACGGGACGGGACGGCGUCGUCAGCGGGGCCAAAAGUUCGGGUAUGCGUAUUAAUCGGGGCGGCAAGUGGACUGAAAGCGCGCAAACGCCGCCGUUAGCCGCCCGUCAGCAACGGAGACAGCAGCAGCACUAGCAGCAGUAGCAUAACGCCGGAACGUCCAGUAGUCGGCCCGUCCACGCGUCCGGUACACACGUCAUAGCCGUUGAGUGAAGUCACUCAUCGUCGCGGUCGCCGUCUCCCGCACUUCUCUUCGUCCGUACAACGUGACGCUUCAACUGGCUUUGUCGCUUUCUCCUAUCUAGGGCCUUCCCCACAAAUACAGUUACGAGACCCAGUUGCGCGUCUAAGGGCACGGUGAUUGCUGCAAAAACGGCGUGUGGGGCGUCGCCGAUCGACAUGGAACCCGUCAUCACUUCGACGACGUGGGCAACUGUGCCAUUAGCGUGACAUGGACAAACGUGAUCUUGUGGGGAAAUUGCCUCCUUUGGCCUCUUCAGAAGACCUCAGUGAGGAUAUAUGCUUAGAUAGUCCAGAUGCAGAUAACAAGAUCACAUGCUUAGAAGAUAUACAAGAAUUACCCAAUACUCCUACCAAAUCACCGAGACAACAAACAAUAUGCUUGGCUAUGCCCAAUACCCCCAGGAUAGAUAUUUCUAGAGCCAGCAGUUCUUCAUACCACGACGACAGUAGCCCCGAAAGAGAAUUAUUUGUCGAUGCUGACGGAAAAUCAGUAGAAUCUGUAAGAUCUGGCCUUGGAUAUACAGAAGAAAAUAUUAUACCUGAUUUACAUAGCAGCACUGAGGAAUUGAAUUUUCAUGAUUUAACUGAAUCUGAAAUAAGGAGACGUCGAUCUAAGUUACAGCCUCAAUAUGCGGUCUCUGAUGCAACUAUGGAUACAGAUUUCGCAGCCGAUCGAAGGGAUACUGCUAGCGAAUCUGGUUUUCUUUGUAUAAGUGGCCGAAGUAGUCGUGUAUCUUCAAUAGGUUCUGUUCAUUCUACAGCAUCUGUAGCAUCAGCUGUCUCUCGACUAUCUGCCGCUUCAAAUUAUUCCAGAGCUUCCCGGGGUUCCUCUCCACAUAGAGUAAUUUUAGAAACAUCAUUUUGUGGACCAAAAUCACCCCAUCAUUUUGCCAAUCGUCAACUACUCGUAAACGACGACGAAGAAGAUCUUAGUGAACCUACAGUAAGGCCAAAAUUGACUGAUAUUGAAACUCAAACAGAACCUAAACCAAAAAAAGUACACGUAGAAUCUAUUAAAAGAGAAAUUAAGAGUGAUCAAAUUAAAGCUAAAGUAAAAAAGUCAACAAAAAUAAAAGAUACAAAAACAAGAGAAAUAAAAUCAUCAACUAUGGAGGAAACUCCAAAAGAAAAGAAAACAAAAACUAAGUCUUUAACUAAAGUUAAAAUUGUAUUGGACAAUCCAAAAAUGCAAAAAUUUGUUCCUCUAGAAAGCCUUGACGAUGAUGAUGUUGAAAUCGUCCAAGGUAAUGCACCUAAACAUGUUCCAGUUGCUAUUCCUUACGAACAAUCAUCACGACCAAAAAAUAUUAUAAGUGGGGAAAAUCAAAUUUACAUUCCAUUGAAAGGAGAUCCAAAUGAUUUAGGAGGAAAUCCUUCAAGUCUUAAGCGUCUUAAACCGUUUACAAAUCCAACUAUAUUGAACUUUAUUAAUAGAGAUCCAGCUACCAUAGAAUCGUCUAGAAGAAUAAAAAAACCGGUUCGGUCAGGAUCUCCAGGUAUUAGAGAAGAAUUCCAAAAAUUUAUAGCAAGCGCAGAUGAUGAAGCAGAUGGACUACCAAUAAAACCUGUUAAAUUACGAAAACAAUUAAGUGUUGAUACGACGAAGCGAAAAUCAAUAGAUCAAGACUGUUCUUCUAGAUCAAUGUCACCAUCGAUUUUCGAAGAAUUCCAAAAGUUCAUAGCAGAGCCAGAAGACGGAGACGUCAACGUCGUAAAACUAGAGAGUAAAAAUCGUUCUUCCGCUAUUUCUAUUACUAGCCGUGAAGUGCAAUCAGUUGUCGGUUCUGGAAUUACAGAUAGUCCAAAUCUUGAAAGAUCAUUAUCUCCUUCUAUUCAUGAGGAAUUUCAGAAGUUUAUGGCACAGCCAGAUGACGAAGAAAAAGGCCUUAUACACAAAUCUUUACCACCAUCUGCUUAUAAAAAUGCGAUUAUUGGUAGUCCUUCAUUAUCAACUUCCAGUAACAUUCGUUCAAUCUCUCCUAGUAUAUAUGAAGAAUUCCAAAAAUUCAUUGUAGAACCAGAAGGGCAAGAUGUAUUAUUGCCACCUCCACCGCCUAGAAAACACGAUCUAGAAUUGCAUCCUGACGAUACACCUCGAAGUAGAUCGGUUAGUCCAGGCAUACUUGAAGAGUUUCAGAAAUUCAUCAACGAACCAGAUGACGAUUUAUCGGGAAGAAAAUGUGAUCCACCACCUCCUCCUAGAAGUCCACAGACAGUAAAUCUACAAGCUCAAUGUUCUCCUUCAAUUCAGGGUCAAGCAAUGAACAAAAAUAUUGGAAGAUCAAAAACUGACGAUCAGGUCAAAAUUGUACCUUUAAAAAGCUUAGAUGAUGCAAGUCCAAUAGAGACUGUUACUUCAUCAUCACAAGAUCAGAUCCUCAGGAGGCGUUCUGAGUCUUCCAAUGAAGCCAGACCAAAAACCGGUACUCUAGAAAAAUCAAAAGAUCGUAAAGGUUCGAGUCGUUCGUUGUUUGGAUCGCUUUUACAUAGAGCAAGCAGUUUUAGGGUACUUAAUAAGAAGUCACCAAAACAUAAAAGUACUUCAGAUUUUAGAAACUAUAUUGAUCCAAAAAUUACAAACGUAGAGUUCAAAUUUAAACAAGAUUUUGCCAAAAAUGAUUCGAUUAUUAUUCCUUUACAUUCACCCAAUGAAAGUCCUGCAAAAAUGUUCGUUAGUGAUUCGGAGUUAAAUAACACCAAAGAGGAUGUUCGCAAGACAUAUGAAAUUAAACCGACAAAACCAAAAAGUAAUGAAAAACAGUCUUUGGUCAGAAUAACUAAUCCUCAAAUGAAGCCGCCUAAGAAGUUUAUUGACUUGUCUAGUUCUCAAAAGAUUGAAAUUGUUGAAACUCUUACGAAUGAAACUGUUGAGAAUUACAAUUGUAUUAAAAAAAUUAACAAAGAUCAUUUUGAUAAAAAUCCAACAUCACCGCAAUAUUCAAAUAAUAGGUCUCCGAUUAAAUCUGAUGACACGUCCCCCGAUUCAGAGUCCGCAAUGUCUUCAUUAAUUAUUACUGGAACUGAAGAAGAGAAAAAAAAAUUGUUUAGCCAUCCUAGCUCAGUUGAAGAAGAAUCGAGUUGGCCAAGUAUACCAACUACACUGCCACAAGAAAGGUCUGUUGCUGUCCCAAUCAUACCUAUCAAAAGUCGGACAGCAGACACAAGUACUUGUUCCCUAGAGAGACCGACCAAGUGUAACAUCACAAAUGUGGAUUUAUCAUCUGGCUUAGAAACUUACGCUGUGUCAGCUGCGUUUGAGGAAGCCACAAUUGUGUCGGGCAAACUUCAAAUCAAACUACCAAAGUUAAAAUCCUCAGUACAAAUCGAAUCGUUGACUUCUCCUACAGCUAUGGAAAAGUGUACAAAAAUUGGCCGUCGAAGAAGAACUCGUAGUUUAAAUGCAACCAUUUCAUCACAGCAAUAUUGUAACCGUGAAAAUUGGGUUGGUUUCGAUGAAAACGAUAGUGGUAGUUAUAUCAAACAAAAACCACCAAAAAAAAUAACUGCAUUUCCAGUAUCAUUGAGACCACGACGCAAGUCUCCAAAUACGAGCGAAGAAUUCGUCAGUUGCGGGUGUAAUUGUCAUCAUGAAAAUUGGCCCACUGUCUCUUCCAGAAAUCGAACUCUCAGUGAUACUACAUAAAACAUGAUGACUAAAUCCAAAAAACAUGUCUGUCGGAAUUGAUUUUUACAAUUAAUGAGUUUCUCUUUGAAUGCGUUACAAAUUUUGCCACUUAAUUUGUUUCGUACAAGUCUGCCGAAGAUUUGCCAUCAAAGCUUAGAGACUUCGUUGUUUUAAUAAAAAAAAAAUAAGAAUAUUUGUAUCAAAACACCAUUAUUCUUAAUCAAACGCAAAAUGAAAUACGUAACUUGUAUCGUUAAAAUGGCAAAAAAAAAUAA